AUAAUUGAAGAAUUGACGCCAUUGCUUUUUAUGAUUUCACCUUUUCCACUCCACAACUUGAUCAGGAUUUUAGUUCCUUUCCGAAUUUCUUCCCUUUUCUCCAAGGAAGCAUCUUUUUCUUCGUUGUUGUUGUUACUAUUAAUCUUGUUCCAAACUUCCUCCUCUGCUUUCACUUCCAAAAGUUCAAAUCUUUGUGAAACAAAAAACCAGAAACCCAGCAUCAUGAGAAUCCACCCUUUGCCGAAGAGGAGGAACAUCACCAACCAAUAUGUGAUGAACCCGAGGACCGCAAGGUCCCAAGCUGAGUCCUUGUUGAACGGCAGUGGUGUGUCCAACAAGAAGCUCCGUAGGCUGCCCCACGUCUUCAGCCGCGUCCUCGAGCUGCCUUUUAGGUCCGAUGCCGACGUGGCGGUGGAGGAGAGUCCCGAAUGCUUCAAGUUCGUCGCGGAAACCGAUGGGAGGAUCGACGCUGUCGUCAGGGCUCAUACAGUGGAAAUCCAUCCCGGGGUUACUAAGAUUGUGAUAAGGUCCAACAGCUUGGUGGAUUUCGGUUUGCUGGAUGAUUUGGAGCUCGACAUGUGGCGGUUCAGGUUGCCGGAGACCACCCGUCCGGAGCUCGCUAGUGCGGUUUACGAGGACGGAGAGCUGAUUGUGACGGUGCCGAAGGGAGGAGAAGUGGAGGAUUUGGAGGGAGGAGGAAUGGUAAAUGGUAAUAGCAAUAAUAAUAGGCUUGUUCUUGUACAGUAAGUAAUAACAAUGGAAUCAUUUGCCUCGUUUUUUUCUUUAAUUGCAUGCUGCUUUCAUUUUAGUUUUUCAAGGUCACUGGUUGGAGCUUAAAUUUUUUUGUAUGUCUACCUUUUAUUAUUUCUCAAUCAAAUCAAGAAUUGUUCUUUGAA
Messenger RNA from Hibiscus syriacus, 896 nucleotides. RefSeq lists its product as uncharacterized. NCBI's taxonomy places the organism in Eukaryota, Viridiplantae, Streptophyta, Magnoliopsida, Malvales, Malvaceae. The transcript is spliced from 2 exons. Bases 31 to 747 code for a protein of 238 amino acids. The record is from RefSeq and is a predicted model, not a curated record.